This is a messenger RNA of Aspergillus japonicus CBS 114.51, 531 nucleotides long. RefSeq names its product 60S ribosomal protein uL5. The record is from RefSeq and is a predicted model, not a curated record. Gene Ontology annotation, cellular component: cytosolic large ribosomal subunit; ribosome. Bases 1 to 531 code for a protein of 176 amino acids. The transcript has 3 exons. Gene Ontology annotation, biological process: translation. NCBI's taxonomy places the organism in Eukaryota, Fungi, Ascomycota, Eurotiomycetes, Eurotiales, Aspergillaceae. Gene Ontology annotation, molecular function: structural constituent of ribosome; RNA binding.
AUGCAGUCGGAAGGAAAGGACAAGAGCGCCAACCCUAUGCGCGAGCUGCGCAUCCAGAAGCUCGUGCUCAACAUCUCUGUCGGCGAGUCUGGUGACAGACUUACUCGCGCUGCUAAGGUGCUCGAGCAGCUGAGCGGUCAGACUCCGGUCUACAGCAAGGCCCGUUACACCGUCCGUACCUUCGGUAUCCGCCGUAACGAAAAGAUCUCCGUCCACGUCACCGUCCGUGGCCCCAAGGCCGAGGAGAUCCUCGAGCGUGGCCUCAAGGUCAAGGAGUACGAGCUCCGCAAGCGCAACUUCUCCGAGACCGGUAACUUCGGUUUCGGUAUCUCCGAGCACAUCGAUCUCGGUAUCAAGUACGACCCCGGAAUCGGUAUCUACGGCAUGGACUUCUACUGCUGCAUGACCCGCCCCGGUGAGCGUGUUGCCAAGCGCCGCCGCUGCAAGGCCAGAGUCGGUUCCCAGCACCGCAUCAACCAGACCGAGACCAUCAAGUGGUUCAAGAACCGCUUCGACGGUAUCGUCCGGUAA